AUGAUGCCCCUGACCGGGACAGGAGCGAGGAGAGCGGGUUACCGUCCGUGGAAGCUGCGCCACUCCGAAGGUAAGGCCGUGUCCCCGUCCGCUGCUCAGCAGGCCCCCCCGCGGCGGCUCACAGCCCCGGAGCUGUCUGAGCCCCAGGUGACGGAGCACCUGCGGACCUGGUGGGGAGGAAGCCCCGCCGCAGCGGCCGGUGCGGCGGGGGCGCCUCCGCGAACAGGGCCGGCCGGGGGGGCUUUUGCUUUGGUACACCCAAAGCACACCCCGCCCCACCCGUCAGCACUCACCCGGCUUUGCUCCCUUCUUCUGUGUUCCAGUCUGCCAAUGAAAACGGUGGCGGUCCUUGGAGGGGGCAUUGGGGGCUUGGCUGCAUCCUACUACCUCUGCAGGAACCCCCAGGUUACCAAGGUCAUUGUUCUGGAGUCCAGCAGUCGUUUUGGAGGUUGGCUCUGGUCUACGAGGAGGGAUGAUGGGGCCGUAUUUGAGCUUGGACCCAGAGGGAUCCGGCCUGCGGGGGCGGUGGGACGCAACACUCUCAACAUGGUCAGCGCCCCCCCGAACCAGCUGGCGUCAUAUUCAGGAGGCUGCACGGUGGCAGGUGUGGGCUGGAGGAGACAGGAGGUGGAAGACCUGGGUCUGCAGGGGGAGAUCCUGCCCGUCUCCUACAGCCAUGUGGCCUCCAAGAACAGAUUUCUCUACGUGAACGGACAGCUUCACAAGAUGCCCUCUGACCUCAGGGGGCUGCUGCGAACCCUCCCUCCCUUCUCCAGACCCCUGCUGUUCAACCUUGCCUCUGAGAUUCUGGUCAGCAAAGGCAAAGAGGAGGAUGAAUCCAUCCAUUCUUUUGUGUCCAGGAGGCUGGGACAGGAGCUGGCGGACAUCGCGGUGGACAGCAUGUGUCGGGGCGUGUUUGCGGGGGACUGCAGGCAGCUGAGCGUGCGCUCCUGCUUCCCGCUGUUCCACCGGGCAGAGCAGCGCCGAGGCUCCCUGCUGCUGGGCCUGCUGCUGGGCUCAGCCCCACGCUGGAGCUCCACGCCGGGGCUCCACGCCGGGGCCCCACGCUGGAGCUCCACGCUGGAGCUCCACGCCGGAGCCCCACGCUGGAGCUCCACGCCGGGGCUCCACGCCGGGGCCCCACGCCGGAGCUCCACGCUGGAGCUCCACGCCGGAGCCCCACGCUGGAGCUCCACGCCGGAGCCCCACGCUGGAGCUCCACGCCGGGGCCCCACGCUGGAGCUCCACGCCGGGGCCCCACGCUGGAGCUCCACGCUGGGGCCAGGCGGGCUCAGGCUGCAGCUCUGGCUGACUCCUGCCUCUGUCAGCCUAACGCUGACCCUCUGGACGCCCACAGGUCCCACCCCCCAGGUGGCCCCGGGAGCUUUGGCCCAGAGGGCCAUGAAGGAGUCGUGGGCUCAGUGGUCUCUGAGGGGGGGGGUGGAGUCCCUGCCAGAGGCCCUGGUGGAGCAGCUGCAGCAGAGCGGCAGGGUGCAGCUGCACAGAGAGGCGCGGGUCACACAGGUCCAGCCCUCAGCCUCCGGCUGGACGGUCCACCUGGAGGACGGAGUCCUGGCGGCUGACCACGUGAUCGCUGCGCUGCCUGCUGCCGCCCUGUGUGGUGUGCUGCCCCCCUCCUGCCAGCCCCUCCUGCAGCAGCUGCGGGGCAUCUCUGCGGUGACCGUGGCUGUGGUCAACCUGGAGUACGAGGGCUCCAUCCUGCCCGUGACGAUGCUCCUCUGGGAGCUCUGGAACAUGAGCGUGGAGACCCGAGGGACAUCGUUGGGGCUCAGUGGUGUGAAAGGGAUGGAGUUUCCUUUUAAGGCAGGGAGCUUUGAAAGGACGCUGGAUGUAGAGUGGGAACUGGUGUCUGUGCUUCCUCUGCUGCCUGAGGACCGGCACAACCAGAAGGACAGAUGGGUGGAGGAGGGGACAGCUUUGCUGUGUGCACCGGGGGUCUGGGCCUACAGCCCCACAGCUGUGAGGGUUCUGCACCGACUGCAGACAGCUCCGUCCAGCUCUGUAGGGGCAGCUUUAGCUGAUCAGCAUCUCUGGCAGGGUCGGGGCUUUGGUCACCUGGUUCCAUCAUCAGAGGACAAAGGUUUGCUGGGAGUGGUCUACGAUUCUGUUCCAUUUCCUCAACACAACAGACCUGAUGGACAGACAACCAGAUUGACGGUGAUGAUGGGCGGGGCCUGGUUCCAGGAAGAGUUUGGAUCUCCAGAGUCGGUGACGACAGAGUGUCUUUUAGCAAGAGCCUCUGAGGCCGUGUGCAGCCACCUGGGAGUCAGCGCCGCCCCCUGCUGGAGCCAAGUGACACUGCACCAGGUACCCCAGAGCCCCGUCCUCACACAGAGCCCCGUCCCAGACACAGAGCCCCGUCCUCACACAGAGCCCCGUCCUCACACAGAGCCCCGUCCUCGGCCAGAGCCCCGUCCCAGAGACAGAGCCCCGUCCUCACACAGAGCCCCGUCCCAGAGACAGAGCCCCGUCCUCAAACAGAGCCCCGUCCUCACACAGAGCCCCGACUGCAUCCCUCAGUACCACCAGGGACACUUCCAGAGAGUGGAGUCCAUGCGCAGCUUCAUAAAGGAGAAGAACCUCUCUCUGUCUCUGACCGGCUCCUCCUUCGACGGCGUCUCGGUGAAUGAUGUCAUCUUUAGUGGACGGACAGCUGUGGAUGAGUUGCUGGGCGCUGGAGUUUGA
Molecule: messenger RNA, 2706 nt
Organism: Menidia menidia (Atlantic silverside)
Lineage: Eukaryota; Metazoa; Chordata; Actinopteri; Atheriniformes; Atherinopsidae
Source: the annotation of a GenBank genome assembly